Prorocentrum cordatum is the source of this 621-nucleotide messenger RNA. The record is from the annotation of a GenBank genome assembly. NCBI's taxonomy places the organism in Eukaryota, Dinophyceae, Prorocentrales, Prorocentraceae.
AUGGCGUUUAAAGGCAUCAUCUUGUCGGCUGCAUACUCGGGGUUGGAGACCUACCUUCUCAGUAAGCAGGACCUCCGCCGACUGGAUGCCGUCGUCCUGGGCUUCGCGAGAGUAGUAUUGCGCGAUCGCAAGCCUGAGAUUAUAGAAGGCGCUCCAGACGGGGCUCGACUGAAGUACCGCUCCCUGUCCGAGAGCACGCUGCUGACAAAAAUGCGCAUCACCAAUGCCCGAGCAGAGCUGCUGGUCCGAAGGCUCCGCCAGUGGCAACGGUUUGUCGAGUAUCCCCAGGACAGCAGGCAGCCCUUGGUAGCGCUCUUCGGGACCUUGGAAGGCUUGGAGGAGGCCGACACCUUCCUGGAGGACGGGACGGUGAGCCCGUCCGCGAACCCGUGGGCCCAGUUGCUUCAGAAGGACCUUCAGGCCUUGCAGUACCUCGAAGGGGGCCCCGAGUUCCUGGCUGAGUACACGGUUCGGGACAUCUUCACGAGGGACAUGGUGGGUAGGCUCUUCUGCAGGUUCAAUCCAGAGAAGCUCAGAAAGGUACCAGAGGUUCGAGGAGACGAUCCAGAGGUUGUCUGUGGGCAGGUGUUCUACAGCAAGGGGGCUCUGCGGGCGCAUCAG